Molecule: messenger RNA, 6522 nt
Organism: Geosmithia morbida
Lineage: Eukaryota; Fungi; Ascomycota; Sordariomycetes; Hypocreales; Bionectriaceae
Product: separase
Exons: 1
Coding region: 1-6522 (2173 amino acids)
Biological process (GO): proteolysis; meiotic chromosome separation
Cellular component (GO): centrosome; mitotic spindle pole body; mitotic spindle
Molecular function (GO): cysteine-type endopeptidase activity; protein binding
Source: RefSeq, a predicted model, not a curated record
AUGGCCAACCCCCCUCGUCGCGACAUGACUUCGUUACAAAGCCAGGUAGAUGCCGUCAAGGCAGCCGCCGCCUCACCAUCCACUUGCAGCUCAACCACCGUUGUCACCCUCAGGAAGCUCCUGCUCCCCGAGACGAACGCGAAGACGACGACGCGCGCCCCCACGAAACAGAACGAGACGACUAAGAUAAAGACGUCGAAGGCAGCAGCCUGUGGCGGGUUGACCGAGUCAUUGAGCACACGAGACCGAGCAGCCCUCGCGACACACAUCAUCAAUGUCACGAUCAAGUCCCUCACAGAGGCAGCUAAGCUCACGGCGCCGCCGCCACCAACCACGCCGUCCAAGAAGCAGCAGCAGCAGCAGCAGCAGGAAGAGGUCCCUCCCCCCCCCACCACAGCCAGCAAGAGGACGUUGCAAAGAUCCGCGUCGACACCCAUGUCACCGCUCCAACCGCGGACACUCAACAGGGUGGCAACGUCUCCCAACGUCGCUUCCCUAGCGUCGAAGGGCGCGUCGUCCGAUCCGACGAACCACCAGUCGACAAAAUACCUGGCUACAGCAGAGUGUGCGCGCCUCGCGCUCGCGUGCCUGCGCUCGAUCAAGGGCGCCAUAAAGCUGGACCAGACCGAUUUUCAGGUUGAGAAUGGCAUGUCGACGCUCGCUACCAAGCUGGUCGCCAUCGGGCUCAACGAGCUUGCCCUCAAGGAGUUGAGGGUUCUAAAGCGCAGGCUUGAGGACGGAGGAGGGGCCGAGGAAUCGUCUGAUGCAUCCACCGAUGCCGCUGCUACUUCUAGGGCCCCAUUGACCGUGUGCGACCUCCUCGAUUACCGUGGUCUUGUCUCGCAAAACAGCCUCGCCGUCGUGGCCUCCUGUCAGAUCCAGUCGCUCAAAUUGAUUGCCACCUCGAAGAAACCGGCCCACAUCGAAGCCAUCGUUCCCUUUCUCCGCGACUCGAAUUCAUACUCCCCCGCCAAUAUACUGGGGAAGUUUGCCAAGACUGGUGGCGGCGGCGACGCCAACGCGACCAAGGCAGCGCGUCAGCUGGCCUCGUUAUCGCAGACCCUCCUCUCCUUAGCACCCAGCGUCUCUAGCAGCGAGGACAAUGUGGCCAUGGAACCGAGGCUGAGUCCGUCACCGGUCGUGGCAUUCGAACUCCAAGCCCUCGCCUUCAAGACACAGCUUACAUGGUGGAAGUUGGCAGGGCACCAGGGAAAGAUCGACAACGACAUCAUGUCACCCUUCUCCCGCUGCGUGCGGUGCCUCAUCCGACGACAGCCGCAGACCGACGACUCGACUUAUACCGCCAUCUCAACCGCCUUUGACGACCUAAUGGCUAUGGUGCGUGCCCAGAAGCACGAGCCCGACGCCUCCCUCUCAUCACCACUCGCCACCAUCUAUCACGCUCUCGGUUCGGCUGCCCACUCCUCCCGCCGGUACGACGAUGCCUACCGUUGGUACAGCACACUCAAGGGUUUCGGCGGCCCCGAAGACGUGACCUCCGUCCGCGCGUGUUCUGUAUCCGCACGCCUCCUGGCUGCGUCCCUGAAGCGUAGCAAUAUUGGAACCUCGGACGAGGAGCUGUUGGAUGAAGUCGCCGAGGGAUUCAACGCGUCUCUGAGCGGUACGGCCAGCGAGGUGAAUGAGCUCCUCGACAGCCUCUCGAUUGCACGACGCUCUGUCGCUGGACUCCUGAUGAACAACUGGGGUGACAAGUCGUCCAUCUCCCCCACCCUCAAAGACCUCCUCAAGAAGUUCCUCCUCCGAUAUCCCCGCUUCCUCCUCCGGUGGCUUGGAACACCCCCCGUCAAGGAGGCCUCCACGAAGAGCAUCCUGCAAUUCGACCAGCGGCGGCAGGCCAUAAUGCAUUCCAUCAGCCAGGUUCUCGAUGGCGCCCUGACCGUUGCCAAGAAUGAGAUUGGCUCCAGCUCCAUGGAGUGGCAGCGCGUCGACGACGUCCUCCAGGACUGCACGCUCCUCCUCAACAACCUCCAUGAUCCAGCCACCUCGUCCGUCAAGAUGGAGCAGCUCGGCAGCUACCACGUCAAGAUGUCGGCACUCUACUUCACGGCGUUCUCUCAGCUGCGCAAGCGACCCGACCAGAGCAAGGCCAACAAGAAGCAGGCACUCCAAGCCUUGACUCGCUCCAUUGACGCCGUUAAGGAGCGCAGUGCCGCAGAUAAGGAAAAGGCCCAACUGCCGAUCAAGCUGGAGCUCUUCGCCGACUUGUGUAAGGGGUCUGGGCGCCCCGAAGAUGCGUCAAGGACACUGCGCUCUAUCUGCACCAACAUGGUUGAGGAUGGCGUGUUGGCGAGAGUGGCCACCGCGCUUGCGACGCAACCACCGCGUGUUGCAUGGGGCGUCGAUGACAAGGUGGCAACUCUGUCGCGCACCCUGCGAUCAAUAGCCAAGCUUGACGGCUCAUUCAACGACUGGACAUUUUUCCUUCCGGAGGUGGAACGUGCGGCCGUGCUGGAGCACCUGCUGCAGAUCAGCGUGGGGGAUACCUCGACCGACAACAAGCCGCUCAAGCUUCACGACGCUAGCAUGACGGCUCUCCUACGCAUAUACACACCCGACCGCUACCCCGUCCGCCGCCUGCGCGUCCUGCUCAAGCUUCUCUCACAGCAGUUGGGCAGCAAGGACGGCGUUGGCGAGAUUACCAAUCUGGUCGACCAGUCGCUGCGGUAUCUGCAGAAGAAGGAUCUGGUUGAGGACUCGUCUCUGGCGCAAUUCGUCCCUCACCUCCAGACGUACCACUCCUCGGUCAGGGCGCUGGCCGACAUGGACUCUCCCUUCCCCACGCCCGCCAUCCAGGACGCCGUGUCUACCUGGGCCACCAUGGUGGACAGGUGCCAGUCAGAGGGCGACGUCCUAGUCAGGAUCGACGAGCCUGACUCCCUGCUCGACCACCUGCUCGCCUGCGACAGGCUCGCUGGCCUCAAGGGCGAGGCCCGUCUGCAGGUAUCCAUCCUGGAGCUCGCACUCAAGCUGGCGAGGGCCUACACGGGCCCCAGCAGCGACGACCUCAUAACAUACCACUGCAGGCUAGCGUCACAAUAUAUGGACGUCGGCAUGUUCACCGAGGCAUCCAAGUCGCUGGGCGAGGUCAAGGAGAUGAUACGUCUGAGCGAGGGCGCGGCCGCCCCGGCUACGAUGGCCGACUUCUACCUCGCCCAGGCAGAGUACCUGGCUGGUAUCGAGGAUACGAGAGAGGCCAUGGAAUGCCUGACUAAAGCAAGCAGUGUCAGCAGCGCCGCCGCCUCAGCCCGGUCCAAGGCUCAGACGACGCUCUCGCUCUCUCAUACUUCCAUGGUGCAAUCCAGGAUCCUCAUGCGCACGGGAGACCUGCAGGGUGCACUACGCUCUGCCAGAUCGAGUGUCAAGUGGCUGUCGCAGGACUGGAGCAGGUUCGACGGGCCCUCGAUGCAGGUCAACACUGCUGCCCCCGAAACUGCUGGCAACGCCGGUGCUGCGGGUCUGAGAAGCAACGUGCUUGCAUCCUCCCAACCGCGCAGUGGACCUGAGAUCGCCUUUGGGCCCCGCCUGUGGUCUCUGGCCAGGCCUCUGUUCGACAGCCUGAUGCACAUCUCGUCUCUCUACGCCCACAUCGGCAUGUUCCAGGAGACGCUGUUCUACUGCGAGACAGCCGCUAAGAUUGCCGAGAGCACGGGUUCCAGUCUCCUCAAGGCCGAGGCCUCGGCUUGGGCGGCGUCGAUCUACGUUAGGGCCGACAUGAUCGAUCAGGCUGCUGAGAAGGCCAACCUUGUCGAGCUCAACAUGCCCAAGGAGCCCUGCGCGGCCCGCGUCAAGCUGGCCAUCCGCCUGGGAGAGAUUUACCGUGAGCUCGAGGACGAGGCCAAGUCGGCCGAGUUCUUUGCCCUAGCUGAAGAGACGACGAGGCUCUUGGGCCGCGGACAGGCGCAAGCAGCGGAAGCAGCCGGCGGGAAGAGGAAGAAGACGGCGGCCAAGAGAACGACGGCGACGAGGACGACGAGGACGACCAGAGCGGCGGCUGCCACGACGACGACACGCAGCACUACGAGACGUGCCCCUGCCGCCAAGCCGAAGGUGGCCGCCGUGCUGACCGAGCUGGCUUCGGUGCCCAAUGACGUGUACCAGGCGUCCCUCAUGGCUUCUGUGCUCCUGGCCAGGGCCAUGAGUGGCAUUCAACAGAGGGACUGGACGUCCGUGGCGUCGGCUCUGAAAGCUGUGCAGACGCUGCCCAAGCUGUUUGAGAAUGUGCGCCAGGAGCAGCUCAUCACCGCGUUCCAUUACCUCGGCACGAGCGUCGACCAGAUGGUCAACGACCCCGUCUUUUCCGUCAUGCACGACUCGACCAUCUCGUUCCCCGCCGUCCUACCGAGCAGCUCGACGGACAGGGCAGGUCGGGGCGCGCCAUCGACGAACGAUGGCAGGUCACCGUCUGCACCGCCUGCUCCGCGAAGAGGACGGCCUGGUGCGGCGGCGGCGGCAGGCACCGCCAAGGAAGUGCCUGCCUUUGCUGAGGCUCUCAACCACGCCCAGGCAAUCCUGCUCGAUGCGCAGGCUUCAGCUCUGGCAAACGGUGACAACGCGGUGAUGCACCGCAUCUCCAACCUCCUACAGAACACCGUCAUCUCCCUCACGGCGGCGUCGUCGUCGCCCAAGAUCAAGACGGCCAUCCAGACCGAGUCGACCACCGUGGCUGUCGAGGUGGCGCGCAACAUGACGUGGAAGAGGGAACAGCUGGUGAUCCAGUCGUGCAAGAGCGGGAACGGAAGUGGCAGCGAUGCUGCCGUCCAACAGCAAGCCGCAGGCGCAGCCACCUCUGCCCUGACGGAGAAGAUGGCCGGCCUAGGCCUGACGUCGGACAUGGCGCGUUUCCAGGACGAGUUUGUGGAGCUGGUUCCCGAGAACUGGAGCGUCGUGUCCAUCUCGCUCAGCGAUGACCAGCACGACCUGUGCAUCACCAAGUUCGAGGCCGGCCAGAGCCCUUUCAUCCUGCGCCUGCCCCUGGAGAGGGCCAACUCGCGCGACGCCGACUCGGACGUGUUCAGCUUCCCCAACGGGCGCGAGGAGCUGCUGGACAUUGUCAAGAACGCCAACCGCACCAGCCACAGCGGCGGCAGCCUGACGACCAAGGCGAGCCGCAACGCGUGGUGGGCCGAGCGCGAGGCGCUGGACGAGAGGCUCAGGGAGCUCCUGGCCGCCGUGGAGACGACGUGGCUGGGCGGGUUCAAGGGCAUCUUCUCGCAGCACCGGCGACGGCCCGACCUGCUGGCGCGCUUCCAGAAGAGCUUCCACCAGCUGCUGGAGCGGACCCUGCCCUCGCGCAGCGGCGGCGGCGGCGCCGCGGGGAACAAGAAGAGGGGUCGCAGGCCGGCGGCGGCGGUGACGCUGGACCCGCGCAUCCUCGACCUGUUCAUCGGCCUGGGCGACCCGGGCGACGCGGACGGCGACUUUGACGAGGCCCUCAACGACCUGCUCUACUUCGUCGUGGACAUACUGCAGUUCCACGGGGAGCGCAACGCCUACGACGAGAUCGACUUCGACGCCAUGAUGGUGGAGACGUACGACGCCCUCCGGGGCUACCACCAGGCCGCCUCGGUCGCGGGUGAGGCAGGGCGGGCCGAGGGCGCUCACACGAUCCUCGUGCUGGACAAGGCGCUGCACGCCUUCCCCUGGGAGUCGAUGCCGUGCAUGGGCGGGCUGGCCGUGUCGCGCGUCCCCUCCCUGGCUGCUCUACGACGACUCAUCACCGAGUCCAGGCCGUCGUCAUCCGGGAGCGGCGGCGGCGGCGGACACCGCGUCCCUGGCGGACACUACGUGUCACGCGAAGCAGGCACGUACAUGCUCAACCCGUCGUCUGAUCUGAAGAACACGCAGUCCUACUUUGAGCCGCCGUUCAGGUCGUCGCUCCCGGACUCGUGGACGAGGCUGGUGAACAGGGUGCCGACCGAGGCCGAAUUCGAGAGGGCGCUGUCGUCGUCGGACGUGCUCCUCUACUUUGGCCACGGCGGCGGGGCGCAGUACAUCCGCGGCAAGACGAUACGGCGGCUGGACAGGUGCCGCCCGGCGACGUUCCUCAUGGGCUGCAGCUCGGCGGCGCUGAACCCGGCGGGCGAGUUCGAGCCCUACGGACCGGUGUGGAACUACAUGACGGCCGGGUGUCCGGCCGUGGUGGGGACGCUGUGGGACGUGACGGACCGGGACAUUGAUCGCUUCGCCGGCCGGGCAUUUGAGGAGUGGGGACUGUUUGAGCGUGGGACGUUCAGGGAAAAGUCCAAGGGUCUUGCCGGUCAGGAUGACGGCAAUAACGAUGACAAUAACAAUAGCAGCCGCAGCAGCAGCGGCGGCGGCGGCGGCGGCGGCGGCGGCGGCAAGAUGCAGCUGGAUGCCGGCGAGACUGAGGACGAGAGUGCUGCCAUGACCCCUUCUCUGGCCGAGGCGGUUGUCCGUGCUCGUGCGGCCUGUCGGUUCAGAUAUCUCAAUGCUGCGUCGGUCGUCAUGUAUGGUAUUCCGGUAUAUAUCGACCGACAAUAA